AAGACUUUUACUUUUACGUAUCUACCUGAUUAAUAAUUCAACAGACUAGAAACAUCUGACCAAAACUAGAUUUGACUAAGGAGCCAGGAUCAUCCAAUGAAUUGAUUUCCUCGCUUUCCUUUGGCAUUUAUAAAUUAGGCUAUGAGGUUUGAUGGAGCGGAGACCACACUUUCCUAGCAUCCUAGCACGCAUCCUGUCAGUAAGAUGAGGGCUUUGCUCGUGUGUAUAGUGAUGGCAGUAUGUACCUGCCAGGUUACAUCUGGCGACAAACAGGAAAUCAAACUACCACCUUAUGUUGAUAUCUGCUACAGAGAUGAUCCUAAAGUUGCAGAGUGUAUCAAGAAAAACGUGCAAAAACUUAUGCCACGGUUUAAAAAAGGUUCGGCAGACUUUGACCUGGAGCCGCUAGACCCGAUGUUUUUCGAUAUUCUCCGUUACAACUACAAGAGUCCCAUCCUAGGAGGCGACCUGGUUACCACCAACUCUUAUCUGUACGGGGUCAUGGACUCCAAGGUCAUCAGUGUCAGGCCCAAAUUGAACAUCCCAUAUCAGUUUAUACUGGAUUUUGACUUGCAAGUGCCUCACAUGAUUGUCAAAGCUGAAUACAAACUGAAUGGGAAUGUGUUAAACAUUCCUGUCAAUAUAAAAGGACGUGUUGAUAUGCAUUUUGAAAACACAAAUGUAUCAUACCAUAUACUUGGAAACACAAAAACCAUAGAGGAUUACGACUAUUUGGAAAUUGAAGAAUUUGAAUGGACUUUUACUGGAAGUGGAAUAAAGAAAAUGACUGUACGGAACAAUGAUGUUGUUGAUGGAAGACCAGCUCUCAAUCGGAUGGUCAAAUCAGUGUUGAACUCUUCAUGGAGGUUAAUCAUAGACCAGAUGCUGCCAGCCGUGUUACCAGAAUCCAACAAGAAAAUGAAGGCAAUGUUUGCCAAAGCCUUUAAGAAAUAUCCUUAUGAUGUCAUCUUGCCUCGACGUACACGGAUACAAAAUUUGGAAGCUCCUCGAUGGGAAAUUCAACAAAACUCUACCCAGCAGUGAUGAAAAAAGAUAGGAUACUACUUCCUGAAAAAUCCCUUUUUGUGGAUUUUAUUGUAUUGUUAUGAUGUGUGUUUUUGUUAAA
Macrosteles quadrilineatus (aster leafhopper) is the source of this 1126-nucleotide messenger RNA. RefSeq lists its product as uncharacterized. Lineage: Eukaryota; Metazoa; Arthropoda; Insecta; Hemiptera; Cicadellidae. The record is from RefSeq and is a predicted model, not a curated record. The coding region runs from base 205 to 1044 and encodes 279 amino acids. The transcript has 6 exons.